Molecule: messenger RNA, 1666 nt
Organism: Sorghum bicolor (sorghum)
Lineage: Eukaryota; Viridiplantae; Streptophyta; Magnoliopsida; Poales; Poaceae
Product: aldose 1-epimerase
Exons: 5
Coding region: 347-1468 (373 amino acids)
Biological process (GO): glucose metabolic process; beta-D-galactose catabolic process via UDP-galactose, Leloir pathway
Molecular function (GO): aldose 1-epimerase activity; carbohydrate binding
Source: RefSeq, a predicted model, not a curated record
AGAUUAGCUUUGCGGUCGCGGACAAGGAAAAACGCGAGACAAAGCGGUGGCCGCCUGGCCCCGCUCACGAGACGACAAUUCGAUCGGGCCUGGCCUGGCCUUUGGGAGCAGGAACCGAGGAGGAGUGACCACUUCGGAUUUGGCACUAUCACCUUUCCCAGCUGCUACAUCUUUGACUGCAUACACGUCCGUCCAUCCAUCCAUCCAUUCCAGCAGCCGCUGUCGUCAGUCAGUCAGUCAGUGAGUGUCCUGCUCCUGCUUCUGCCUUCGUUCGUCGUCCUUCUUAAAGGCGCAGGCGCAGGCGCGCACGCACGGCGACACCACGCCUGCGUUGCGUUGGCUGAUCAUGGCGGCGAGAGCUCAUCAUCUGCUCCUGCGACUCGCGCUGCUGUGCGCGUGCGCGUGCGCCGCCGCCCUCGGCUCGGCCAAUGCGGCGGGGAGGAAGAUGGUCGGCGUGUACGAGCUCAAGGCGGGCGAUUUCUCCGUCAGCGUCACCAACUGGGGCGCCACCAUCACCUCCGUCGUCCUCCCGGAUUCCAAAGGGAAUUUGGCUGACGUUGUGCUUGGCUAUGACACCAUUGGAGGAUAUGUGAGUGGUAAAAGCUACUUUGGAGCCCUUGUUGGACGAGUAGCCAACAGAAUUGCCUAUGCACGCUUCGUGCUUGAUGGAAAAGCUUAUCAUCUUUUUAAAAACGAUGGCAACAACACACUUCAUGGUGGCCAUAGGGGUUUCAGUCAGGUUAUAUGGACGGUUAAAGAAUUUGUCGCCGGCGGUGACUCGCCCUACAUCACACUGUACUACCAUAGUUUCGAUGGAGAACAAGGUUUCCCAGGCGACCUGGACGUGUACGUGACGUACGAGCUGGCGUCCCCGUACGAGCUGCGCGUGCACAUGAACGCGACGGCCGCGAACAAGGCGACGCCGGUGAACCUGGCGCAGCACACGUACUGGAACCUGGGCGGGGAGGGCAGCGGCGACGUCCUCCACAACACGGUGCAGCUGUUCGCGUCGCGGUACACGCCCGUGGACAGCGCGCUCAUCCCGACGGGCGUCGUGGCGCCCGUGGCCGGCACGCCCUACGACUUCCUGGCCCCGACGCCCGUGGGCGCGCGCAUCCGCCAGGUCUCCGGCGGCAAGGCCGGCAUCUACGGCUACGACACCAACUACGCCGUGGACGGGGACGACGCCGGCGCCGGGGCGGCGCUGCGGAAGGUGGCCGUCGUCCGGGACGGCAAGUCGGGGCGGGCGAUGGAGCUGUGGGCGAACCAGCCUGGGGUGCAGUUCUACACGGGCAACUUCCUCCAGGACGUCGAGGGGAAGGGCGGCAAGGUGUAUGGCCAGUACGGCGCGCUGUGCCUCGAGACGCAGGGCUUCCCGGACGCCGUGAACCACCCCAGCUUUCCCUCCCAGAUCGUCAGUCCGGGGCAGGUGUACAAGCACGACAUGGUGUUCAAGUUCUCCUUUUAGCUAGCAAGUCACAAUAAUUUCCAUCAGUUUCGCAAAGCUGAAUCGUUUGCGUUGUUCAAAACUGCUGUCGUUUCUUUGCCUUGUUCGUUUGGCUGAUAAGCCAUAACAAAAGAUACUAUUGACUAAUUUGUUGUGAGAGAAAAAUACUAUAUAAUGGUUGACAUAUUCGACUAAUAAACUCAAACGAACAAGGCGGCA